AUGUCCCCCGACACACGUAGAAAUGAAAGUAGACAGCGCGGGAAAUACACCACCAGAGCAUGUGAGGAGUGUCGACGGCGACGAGCGAAGUGCGAUGGAAACAAACCAUCCUGCGCCAGAUGCGCCCAAUGGCGGAUCUCGUGCCAGUAUUCUGUCGCGGAGGAUGGUCGGAGGCCGGCGUCCAAGACAUAUGUACUUCUCCUGCGACAGAGGAUAGAAUCGCUAGAAAGACUCCUGGAACGGCAUGGGAUUGAUGCAAGGGAGUCGCAAGUGCCCGCACAGGUGCCGUUAGAUACGAAACCCGGCAUGAACAGCGACACGUCUUCGGAGAUAGAUAGCCUGGCCGAGAAUUUCAAGGGCAGGCUGGCUCUGGACGAAUCGCUGAAUUUCGACCAGGACGGCGAGAUGAGGUAUUUCGGGCCGACUAGUGGACGGCUCCAGUUUCAGGGUUCUUCCAGUAAUCGAGUCAGUAUUGAUGGCUCGGCGUUUUCGGUCUCUCCGCCAGAUCAAGUGUCUGAUAGCUAUGGCUAUAUCGACCCCAUUGACCCGAUCACGGCUGGCAUGGGGGUCCCGAAGGACGUUCAGGACCACCUAAUCGAUCUGUAUUUCCGGUGGGAGCAGCCAUGGUAUGCUGUGGUCGAUGAAGAGCUCUUCAGGGAAAGUAUGAAUAAUGGGGGACGGUACUGGACGCCACUGCUGCAUAAUUGCAUCCUCGCUUUAGGGUCGCGGUAUUCCGACCGUGUCGACGUGCGAUCGGAUCCAGAUGACCCAAAUACGGCGGGGAAAGCGUUCCUCGAAGAAGCGAAAACCCAGCUGCACAGGGAGGUGGAACGGCCCAGUCUAACCACUAUCCAAGCAUUAGGUCUGAUUGGGAUGGUGUAUAUUGCGAUGGGGGCUGAUGCUGCUGGCUGGCUGCACCACGGGAUGGCGAACCGACUCAGUCUCGAUAUGGGCUUGAAUUUGGACCCGGCUGGAUUUGAAGAGACGAAUGCGAUGACUCCACGGGAGAUUCAGCUCAGGAGACAGAUAUACUGGACCCUGUACUGUCAUGAUAAGCUGUCCUCUAGUUAUACGGGACGAAUCUGCUCCAUGCUUGACUCACAAGGUGCCGUCAAAGUACCGGACGACGAUCCAGCAUUUAAUCUAGAGAUGAGUUCCUCUCAGAAAGCAUUGAGACCACUACAGCGAGCCAUGAUCAGCGUCUGUCGAAUCCAAGAAAGGAUCACGCUAUCCCUAUGGGCACCCAAACCACUCCUCAAGGAGCACCAACGACCGGCCUUCCUCAAGUCCUGUCUCCUCGACCUGAGGUCCUGGUUCUACGACCUCCCCACAGAGUUACGCAUUGACCGUGCCAACGACAUCCCCCAAGCAUACACACUCCACAUGGUGUACCACACAGCCAGAAUCCUGUUGGCCAAACCAUUCAUCAUGAGAGAGAACCCACCCUCAAAGCCCAAAAACGAAACCACAGACCUAGCCCACUCCAUAUGCCGCGAAUCCGCCCGUUCCAUCUGUCUCGUCGCCCAGAAAUACCGACAUACAUUCGGAGGAUACCAUCUCAGCCCAAUCACAGCAACACACUGCACAUUAUCGGCAGCGCUGGUCCUGCUCGACGAAACUGAAAAUCUGAACGCCCCCUCCCAUAAGAAUAAAUUGACCCUGUGUCUAACAGUGCUGGACGAGCUAUCUAAGUCGUGGUAUCCGGCAGGCCAUAUCGGACAGAAUCUGCGGAAGCUUUGCCGGUCUGUCGUCUCAGAUGACACGUUCUCUCGAGAUAAGGGGCUCUAUCCGUUCGAAACGAACCCCAGUCCGCCACUCGACCUGGGCGUCGAGCUCCCAAACGUCAUUGACGAGAUUGAAUCCAACCCGAGCGUCAACCCGGGCAACGCGCUGGCUAAUCAACUGGAACUGUCCGUCCCGAUGGAAUCACUCCCCGUCGACUACGGGUUCUUCGAUAUAUUAAACCAGAUCAAUUGGGAGCGGAUGUGGUAA
Molecule: messenger RNA, 1992 nt
Organism: Aspergillus nomiae NRRL 13137
Lineage: Eukaryota; Fungi; Ascomycota; Eurotiomycetes; Eurotiales; Aspergillaceae
Product: Zn(II)2Cys6 transcription factor
Exons: 5
Coding region: 1-1992 (663 amino acids)
Biological process (GO): regulation of DNA-templated transcription; DNA-templated transcription
Molecular function (GO): DNA binding; DNA-binding transcription factor activity, RNA polymerase II-specific; zinc ion binding
Source: RefSeq, a predicted model, not a curated record